CUUGCUCUAGUACUCUAUUGGCAAUUAGAAAACCCCUCCAAAACCCUCUCUUCUCCUCUGUCCAUAACCUGCAUAGAAAUCAAAAAAAAAUGCAAGUACUACUAACAAUUCCAGCACCAAGUAACCCACCUUAUCUUCAAACUUUCAAUGACCCAAUUCUACAUUCACCUUCAUCAUUUCACAAUCUCUCUCUUAACUACAAAGUAAAACCAGGUCGAUUAGAAGCAGUUAAAGGAGGAGCUGGGAUAUUCUCUGCAAUUGGGCGUGCAAUUGAAGAAGAUGAGUACAGAAAAGCAAGAGCUGAAGUUCAAAGAAAAGGGUUUGAAAUUGAAGGGUAUUCAAUUGAAGGUAUUUCUGUUGGUGGGCAUGAAACUUGUGUUAUUGUUCCAGAAUUGAAGUGUGCUUUUGAUAUUGGGAGGUGCCCUCUACGUGCUGUUCACCAGAAUUUUGUCUUCAUUACUCAUGCUCAUCUUGAUCAUAUUGGAGGACUACCGAUGUAUGUAGCAACUCGCGCUCUUUAUGGCUUGAAACCACCAACCAUCUUUGUAUCACCAUGCAUUCAAGAUGAUGUAGAGAAGUUAUUCGACAUUCAUAGAUCCAUGGGUCAAGUGGAGCUUGAUUUCGAUUUAGUAGCACUUGAUGUUGGGGAAACAUAUGAAUUACGGAACAAUCUAGUUGUGCGACCAUUCAAGACUCAUCAUGUUAUACCUAGCCAGGGAUAUGUUAUAUACUCGAUUAGAAAAAAGUUGAAGAAGCAGUACAUUCAUUUGAAAGGAAAACAAAUUGAGAAGCUGAAGAAUUCUGGUGUUGAGAUCACAGACACGAUAUUGUCUCCAGAGGUGGCAUUCACAGGAGAUACAACAUCAGAUUUUUUGCUAGAACCACGCAAUGCAGAUGCACUAAGGGCUAAACUUCUUAUUACUGAGGCAACGUUUCUGGAUGAUGGAUUUAGCAUUGAAGAUGCACGCGAGCGUGGUCACACUCAUUUGUUUGAGCUUAUUGAACAUGCCCAAUGGAUUCGAAAUAAAGUUGUUUUACUGACGCAUUUCUCGUCUCGCUAUCAUCUUGAGGAUAUUCGUCAAGCUGUAUCCAAGUUGCAGGCCAAGGUAUCUGCAAAAGUAGUCCCUCUUACAGAAGGCUUUAAGUCGAUGUACUCGUAAACUCGGAAAUGGUUUUGUUUAUAAGGGUAAUGAAAUAAAUAUCCCCAUUGUAAUUAUAAACCUUAGGAUUUCUAAGCAGAUACUGUCCAUUCUCAUUUUGCUGUAAGCUUGAUUUUCUCCUAGUUGUUAGUGGGUUUCGAAAAUAUGCUAGUGGCAUUACUGAGGUAUUCUUCUCUAAAUUUGUAAGUUGGAUAUAUAUGUAUUUUCCAAUAUUACAAAUUUAGAUUUACCUUAUUAUAGCAAACUAAAGAAGUAGUUUUCCAA
Beta vulgaris subsp. vulgaris (sugar beet) is the source of this 1424-nucleotide messenger RNA. Its product is annotated as tRNase Z TRZ2, chloroplastic. The coding region runs from base 90 to 1160 and encodes 356 amino acids. The transcript has 8 exons. NCBI's taxonomy places the organism in Eukaryota, Viridiplantae, Streptophyta, Magnoliopsida, Caryophyllales, Amaranthaceae. The record is from RefSeq and is a predicted model, not a curated record.